AUGGCCGACCGGGUAACAUCGGCUGUUUGUUGCUUCUCCUUUAUUUUUUACCUAUUUCUUUUAAUAAAUUGCAAUUGUGGUGAAAGGUUUGGUGAUAAAGCGACAUCCUUACAUAUUUCUGAGGACACUGAAAAUACACGAAUUAAAAAAUCGGUUAUUAUCGAGAGAAAUGAUGAAAUUAACGAUGACGAUGAAACGUCAUUUACGAGAAAACGUAGGGAUGCUACGGAUGCUACUACGUCGAACGAAUCAAAAAUCGUCGCUAAGGUCAAUCAACUUAAUGAUUCCCAUCAGCAGUUGAUGGUCCAUUGGGUCGGCGAAGGAUCUAGUAUUAUAAUAUGUCUCGCCCGAGACAGUAUGUCCCAAUCAAAUAAAAGCACUAAAAAUUCUACAACAAGUCAUCCAAGUGCUGUUUAUAUAAGUUACGAUUAUGGCGAUAGUUUCGACAACAAAACUGAAAAGUUUAAAACAUCCGACGACCAAAAUGCUACUUAUGCCAGUUUGGAUAAAUUUUACAAUCAUCCGACAUUCAACGAGUUUUGCGUUUUUGCGGAUAGUGCAAAUAAAUUGAUUUUUAUUACUCGAGAUUCUGGGCGAAACAUUACAAGAGUUCCUGUGCGAUUUACCCCAAGCGAAAUUUCCUUUGAUGAGGAACACUACUAUUUCUUGGUCCUGGACAAAGUUGAUCCGAAACGCAAGCUAUGGAUGACGAUGGAUAUGGGAAAAACCUGGACGGUGGUUCACGAAUUUGUGAAGGCUUUUUACUGGACGUCUGAACGGCCAAAAUCGUUAAUAAUUGAGCGCGCAGAAGCCAUGGGUCGCAAUACAGUGAUAAAUUUGGGAACAGUAAAUCAUUGGGUUGCCCGAAAUUAUGAACGAGUCAUUACAGGUGUUGAAGAUUUUCAAAUUAGAGGAGACUACAUGUUUGCUACGAAAAAACCUUGGAAGGCUGGAGAACCCAUAGAUGGAAAGCCGAAUUUGGAACUGUAUGUAUCAUACAAAGGCCAGGAUUUUGUUAAAGCACAAUUCGAUAAAGGCUUACCGUCUCGAGAUUAUCAUAUUGCUGAUGUGUCUCACAAUCGAGUUUUCGUUGCAGUUUCACACAGCGAGACAUUGGUUAACCUUUACAUAUCGGAAUUGAUUGAUCAUAAAAACGCCAGUUUCGUGUUGUCGCUCGAGGGAAUUCUUACAUUUUUCCCGAAUAGCACUUGGAAGGGAAGUUGGUUGAAUGAAAUCGCUGACGAGGUUUUCACAGAUCUUUACAAAGUUGAAGGCCUUCGUGGAAUAUACAUCGCUUCCCAAGUUAAAGGUUCACCAAAGUCGGGGACAAUUGGUCCGGAACAUUUGAUAUCCUUGAUCACCUUUGACCACGGAGUGACUUGGGGUCGUAUCAGUCCGCCGCAGUUUAAUUACAAGGGCUAUUACCUGCAUUGUCCUACGAAUUGCUCCUUGCAUCUUGGUCAGAAGUUCUCUCAAUUGUAUCCAGUAACGAGGGCAGUUUCCAUCAUGAGUUCGAAAUCAGCCCCCGGAAUUAUAAUGGCCACUGGAGUCGUUGGUACCAGCAUCAAGGGACACCCAGCUCUCUACAUCUCUCGAGAUGCGGGUCUAACUUGGAAACAAGUACUCGAGGAUUACUACUUUUUCAAUAUGGGAGAUCAUGGCGGUGUCCUCGUGGCCGUGAAAUACUACAAAUCUCACGGAGAGACUAGGGAAAUAUUAUAUUCGACCAAUGAGGGCGAGAGUUGGGAAUCUCAUGAAUUCAACGAUAAGAUCCUCCGGAUCUAUGGCCUGAUGACAGAACCUGGUGAAAAUACAACCGUUUUCACAAUGUUUGGAUCCGGCAUCGGUCAACAUCAGUGGCUGAUCAUCAAAGUGGAUUUACGACAAGCCUUUCCGAAAACAUGUGGACCGGACGAUUUUAAAUUCUGGAGUCCAGCGACACCGAGGGAAUCACUUUCAACUUGUGUGCUGGGUCGCAAGGAAAUUUAUCAUCGAAGAGCUGCUAGUAUCCAGUGUUACAUUGGCGUUAAUUAUGACAGGCCUGUUAAAAUUGAUACAUGUCCUUGCGAUGCAAACGAUUAUCUCUGCGACUUUGGAUUCACACGCGAUACGAACCAAUCAUCCCUUUCUUAUCGCUGCAUUCGGGACAAAGAAUCUAACUUUGAUCCUUAUCGUAUUCCCGCGGUUUGCCCUCCAGGAAAAUUCUACAAUCGCACAAAGGGCUACAUCAAAAUUCCGAAUGAUGAUUGUUCUGGCGGUCGUGCUAGCAUCUUUGAACCAGAUGAGAUACCAUGCCCGAUGGCAGAAUUGGGAGAAUUUUUGCUAGUUGCCCAGCGAGAGCAUAUUUCAAGAAUCGAUCUCAAAACUCAGAAAUUAGAUAUGCUGCCUGUUCAUGGUUUAAAGAACGUUAUCGCUAUCGAAUUCGAUAUGAAAAACAAUUGCCUUUAUUGGGCGGAUAUAGUGAAUGACACGAUUGGAAGGCAAUGUCUCAAGGACGGCGUGAGUUAUCCUGAAAUUCUAGUUGAAACAGAUCUGAGUUCUAUUGAAGGAAUGGCUCUGGAUUGGGUGUCGCAUGUACUCUACUUUGUCGACGGCGUGAAAAUGAGGAUUCAAAUUAUAAGGACGGACAUAAACACACAAGGCAGAAUGAGAAGAACUAUACUGGGACCGAAUAAUUUGCAGAAACCAAGAGGAAUCGCUGUGCAUCCUGCCAGGGGAUACAUUUUCUGGACUGACUGGGCACCUGGAAAUGCUUCCGUUAAUCGUGCUAAUAUGGAUGGUACAAAUGUCAAGCAACUGUUUCAUGAGCAAGUGGAGUGGCCAAAUGGUAUCACCAUCGAUCACGUAGCAGAGCGCAUUUACUGGGUAGAUGCCAGAGAAGAUUAUAUUGGAUCUUCCGAUUGCGAUGGGAAGGAUUUCAAAAAGAUCAUCUCCCACGACGAGCGUGUUUCCCAUCCAUUUGCCGUAGCUGUCUUGAAAGACAACAUGUACUGGGACGAUUGGAAGCAGUCCAUGAUUUUCGUAGCCGACAAAGAUCAUGGUCGCGGUGUAACGACAAUAAUCGGACAACUCGCUGGCCUCAUGGAUCUGAAAGUUUUUGCACACAGUGUGCAAUCCAGCACGAACAAAUGCAGCACCAACACUAGUUUAUGUUCGCACAUUUGCUUAGGUGCUCCCGAGCACAGCUACGUGUGCCUUUGUCCUGACGGUAUGGUCAUGACCGACGGCAAAUGCAUGUGUCCUGGUGGAAUCGCUCCUUAUCUCAACUCCACCUGUCCCAAAGUCGCGAAUACCUGCUCGGCAAAUCAGUUCGGCUGCGACAAUGGUGUCUGUAUUCCCGAAUUCUGGAAAUGCGACGGCGACAAUGAUUGUGGGGACAAUUCAGAUGAGAGCAAAUGUAACAAAGCUACUUGCAGUCCAAACAACUUUGAAUGCGACGAUACAAAGUGUAUUCCCAAUUACUGGGUUUGCGAUCUUGAUCGUGACUGUGUGGACGGCACGGAUGAGAUGAAUUGCACCUACACGAACUGCACCGAUACGCAAUUUAAGUGCGACAAUGGUCGUUGCAUCUCUCACAGAUGGUUCUGCGACGGAGAGGACGACUGUCGUGACGGUUCCGAUGAGAAGAACUGUUCCAAGCCAAUCAUGCCCAGUACUUGCAAGUAUGACGAGAUUUCGUGUACGAAGGAGCACAUGUGCAUUCCCAGAACAUGGAAAUGCGAUGGUGAGAACGACUGUGAAGAUGGAAUCGACGAGGCUGAUUGUCAAACGAUGGAGUGCGAGUCGUGGCAGUUUGAUUGCAAGGAUCGUAAACAACAGCAUCGUUGUAUAUAUCGGUCCUGGGUUUGCGAUGGCGAUAAGGAUUGUGACAACGGACUCGAUGAAGUCAACUGCACCGCUGUUGCCCCGCCGCCUUUGCAUCCUCCCAUUCUACCAACGAAUUCCUGCAAUGAUUGGAUGUUUAUGUGCCACAAUAAGAAAUGCGUCCCCUACUGGUGGAAGUGCGACAGUGUGGAUGAUUGCGGCGACAAUUCCGAUGAAAUAGGAUGUGGAAAUCCUGAUGGCAUGACUGAACCACCAAAUGUAACCGAGCAACCUCGUGUCUGUCGGGAACAUCAAUUCCAAUGCUAUAACGGAGAUUGUAUCGAGCAGGCAUGGGUUUGCGAUGGAUCUCAAGAUUGUACCGCGAAUGAGGACGAAGCACACUGCGAGGGAAUUCAAAUUGGAUGUCGUGGUGAUCAGUUUAUGUGUCGAACCGAUGGCAACUGCGUCCCAGCAACGAACAUCUGCAACGGAAUCGAGGAAUGUCCAGACGGAAGUGACGAACAUGGCUGCAAUGGUGAUCAAAAUCCCUUAAUACCAACUGCCACAUCUUGUUAUCUGGGAUACUUCUCCUGUGAUGCAAAUCGCUGCUUUCCCCUCGCGUCGUAUUGUGACGGAAAACAGGAUUGUUUGGAUAAUACGGACGAGAGCAAUUGUCAGAGCAACAGUCGCGUCUACCAAGUGCUCAUCAUGAAUGUCGAUGAUCGUGCAACGAAUGCGACGAGUCUUUCGCUUCAUUGGUGGAUCUCUCAACCAUCUAACGGGACUUUUGAGUUUCUUCCAUCUAUCUCACUAGCUGAGCCCAACGCAGUAUGGACGAAUGCCUCGAAUUGGAUGGAAGCCAUGCAGUGUCGGUUCAACAAUCUGAAACCCUAUACACGUUACAACAUGACGGUUUACGUUCGAUUGAAGGGAUCAAAUGUCAUUUUCCCACCAGCUAAGACUCUCCUCGCGAUGACGGACGAGGGAGUUCCUUCGGAGCCGUUGGAUGUUAAAGUUCAGCAGAAAAAUGGUACACGCGUGGAAAUUUCUUGGCGACCACCCAUUUAUCCCAAUGGACCUAUUACUGGAUAUGAAGGAUUUAUCACUCCACCGAUUCCCCCAUUGAAGUACUCACUGCAGAAAACGUCGAUCGUGAUUGAUUCGGCUUUCGAGGCUGGCAAGAAUUACUCGUUCUGGUUGACGGCGAAGAAUCGGGAGUACGAAUCUAAUUCGUCGAGAGUUGUUACGCUGACCUUUGAUGGCGCUGCGAAUAUUGACGAUAUCAAGGGUUUGGAGGUUGUACCAGAAAAGACGACGAAUAGUUCGAUCACAUUGCUGUGGCAGAUGGUUCCUGAUGUUGACGGCUAUACCAUUAUGCCCAAGUCACCAUCACCGUAUCCCAACUUGAAUCACAGUGUAUUGAAUAAGAAUACGGAUACAUAUACUGUGACCGGUCUGGCUCCAGGAGUUUUGUACACAUUUGAGGUCGCUGCCAGGAGGAAGAAUUACUUUGGAAAACCAGCUACAGCUUCGGGAGCUACGAAGGGCGUACCGCUACCCACGGUCUCGCAGUUGCAUGGGGAAUUGGUGAAGGCGCAAGGAACGACGGUUAAAUUGUCUUGGGAUCCUCCAAAGGACACUCGGAAGACCAAGUGGCAGUAUGCUAUCCAUUAUGCUAUUAAUAUGCAGGAUCUGUAUAAAGAAGCAAAAACGGUAACGAACAACUUAGGGACAACUAUCCGAGAUUUGGAUGCAUGCAGUAAGUACAUGUUUGCCGUUGGAAUUAGAGAUCCUGUAUUUGGAUCAGGUCCUUUGAGCGAACCUUACAAAGUCGAUACUCAUUUCAAUGCGAGAGCCCGUCCAAAGCAGUUGAGAGUAACACAGUCUGAUAAAGUGGACGCUUUAGUUGUCUCCUGGAGAGCAAGUUGUGACAUCACAGACACUCCAAUUAACUAUACGAUCUCUGUGAAAGAACUGGUACUAAAAAAACAAUCGACCAUCACUUUAAAACCAACAAAUGAGACUGUCAUGAAGCAUAUACUGAAAAAUGUAAGGAGCGGAGGAAAGUAUCAAAUAACAGUCUCGACAGAUGUUGAUGGUGCCAUUCCAACUGAUCCAGUAACAUACGCUGCUCCUCCAAUCAUACCACCGCACCAAGUGAUAGUCCAUAAGAUUGGAGAAAGUAAAAAAUACAUAGUUAAUUGGGAACAAAGAAAUAUUCCCGAGAACUUGAAGAACAGCAAAUAUCACUUUGAUGUUCUCGUCGCUGAAGGUAAUACUAUAAGGAAUGAAUCAAAUGCUAAAGUUUAUGAAAGCAAACAGCCUCCAUUCGAAUUUACGGCAGACCAUGAAGCCAUGUAUUCAUUUGCCAUAAGAUUGGUCAGUGAGGAGGGAUAUCAAAGCGAUUUGAGCGAGAUUGUCAGUAUCGUGAGUGCUAAUGCCGAUUCGCACACGGGAUCGAUGAACGCAUCAAACAUUCUAUCUUUUGCCAUUCCAUUAUGUUUACUCAUUUUAGCAUUAGGAGCAGCUCUUGGUUAUUUUGUUGUCAGACACAGAAGACUGUCGAAUAGUUUUACGCAGUUUGCCAACAGCCACUAUGAUACGAGAAGAGGUCAAGCUACUUUUCCGGGUACCACGGAUGGCCUAGAAGAGGAAGACAGUCCGGUGAUCAGAGGAUUUUCCGAUGAUGAACCAUUGGUAAUAGCUUAGAAAUGUAUGCAUAUUCGUAAUAUACUAAAAUUAUACAGACUAUUAUGAUAAUAAUUAUAAUUAGAGUUAAAAUUUUAUUAAAGAACAGAGAAAGGUUUCAUGUAAGUCACGCAAUCGACUGACCGUCGUCUCUUACGUAAAACCUUUGUGUAAACUACUCAUUAUUUUAUCGAGAAGUAGAUAGCGGAAGUGUAAAUUUUUAGGCACCGCAGCUGCCAUACGCUUUGCGUACAAGUUCAUAGAAAAGAAAUGAGCGAAUGUAAAUCAUACAGGCCGCACUGUAAAUAGCAAUCGUUUUCUAUGACUGAAAGAAAUGAACGCUUCUCGAUUCUAGGAUGCCAUAUUAUAGUUGAUAAUUUAACAAGUUUCAGUGCAGUGAUAAACCUCUCUUAUUAUCUCUUUAUACAUACUUCUUUACGUUUUUCAAGGUGUUAUUUUAACAGAUCGUCCUUGUCCGUCGUUUAAUGGUCUAGUGGAAUAGACAAAUGAAUUUUAUUGUUUGGCGGCAUUGUAAAAAUGGUGAAAAAAAAAAAAAAACAAAAAGAAAGAAAGAAAAAUAAAAACGAGGGAGCUCUUCGAUUACGUAUAAGAAUUCCGCAACUGAAUCUCAACGCGCGAGAUCUUCAUUAAAUAUCGUCGAUUUUCUGUUGUGAAAAAAAUUCUGUUCUUAUAAUACGUGUAUAUUAUUAUAAUUACGCUAAUAAGUGACUUCGUUUUGAGUGAUUUGCCCUCGUGAGAAAUUUUCCGCUUGGCAGGCCGGUGAAGUUGGUCGUAUUUUCAAAGAAAAUGAAGGCAGGUUUCAAUUCUGAAAAGUUCAGAACGCAGUUUGUGAGGUACUCAUAAUAUUCUUUAUUUUCUAUUGUAUCUCAGUUUUACGUUUUCAUUUGUUUUUCCCGCUCUAGUUGAUGCCCUGGGAUUCGAAUAGAUUGUGACAAUAUUCUUUAUUUUCUAUUGUGUCUCAGUUUUACAUAUUUAUUUUUAAUUGUUCACUCUAGUUGAGACUCUGGGAUUCUAAUAGAUUGUUUUACUCGGAAAAGAUCAAAAAUACUAAUUCUAAAUUACUCAAAGACUUAAAUUUUUCAUUAAUUUUCUGUUAUUAAUUUAGAAAUUCUUUCUUUUUGUAAAACGAACCGAAUCAACCAAAGUCAAGCACAGUUUCAGUUGUUGCCAGUGCGAAUAAUUACUAAGUUUUACUUCAUAACGUCACUUUUUUUCAAAGUAUAUUUUUAUUAAAAACUAGACAUCCAACUCGUUAGAAAUAGAGUUUUAAGUUAGUGACUGUUUACUGAACAUUUUAUUUCAAGAGAGCUUGUUGUUAAAAUCGGACAGAUUUUCAUGAACGUUUUCACUUUAUUUGAAACGAUAAAAAAAGCUCAAGCCAAAGUAAGCACUGAGAAUGAUAGAAAGCUUGUUUCAAUUUUGUUUAAAACUUUUUAAAUAAGGUGCUCUACUUAAUCGGUUUUUUACAACGCGUUAAAAAAUACUUAAAAAUAUUCGUGAAUACUCUUGAUAAAUAUUUAACUGCGUUCCGAGCCAAAAAUAAGAACAAUAAGAACGUGAAUAUUCUUAAAAUUUAAGUGUCUUUUAAAUACAAUCACGAUAAUAUUGGCAAGUAGUGGAUUGUUUCGACGUUUCGGGUUUGAGUAUACAUUUUUCAAAAAGAAUAAUAUUCUUCAAGGUAGGUAUUUCAUACGGGGCAAUGCCCAUUUAAACACCUGCUUGAUCUACCUCCACUAUCCAACUUCCCCUCACGCAGCUGAGGGACCUCCAGGCUUCUGCCACAGAAAAAUAAAAGAGAUAACAUUUAUUAAUUUUACAAAUAGUAAUUUAGAAAUAUUGUAUUUUUUGUUAAGUGUCACUGAAAGUUAGGAUAUUUAUAACUGAAUUUUCGUACAUUUAUCAUCAUACGAAACAUCUUGCCAAAUGGGUCGGUGACUAGAGGUCCCUCAGCUGCAUGAGGGGAAUUUUGUUACUGAAGGUGGAAAAAGCAAGUAGGCAGCGAUCAAAUGGGCACUGUCCUUGAUACGAGUGACAUAAAUUAGAAUAAAGUUCAGGUAUUUAAACAAUAAACAUCGAAAGCUUUCGUAAGUCUAAUAACUUUGAAGUAGAAUUUAUCAAUAUUUAAUACACGUAAACCCGAAUAAAUCAUUGAAAUUGGUGACUAGAGAAAGCAUUUCUCUCUUCACAUGCUUUUCAUGUAAAAGAUUCUUCCAUAUCUUUGAAAUAUUGAAGAAUCUUGAUUAGUUUUCAUUAAUAAAUUCAUUCUGGUGAUUAAAAAGACUGAUCUCUUCUUUUGAUAAAAAAAUUUAAACGUUUAAACUAUAAAGACACUGCCACGGGAUUUUGUAUAAUUCUAUUGAUUUCACUGAGUCCUGCAAAGUAAAAAUUACACACUAGCAACUGUGUCUUCUUUUUGAAUUUAUUAAUCGAAUUUAAAUCCUCGAAGAAGGUCUGUGAUACGAUAAGUCUGCAUUUUGUGAAUUUAGAAUGUCGUGUUUUGUAUGGAUAGAGAGGUGUAGCAGAAUGACCCUUCUUUGAGUGAAGAAUCAUUCAAACAGUAUUAUCGAGGUCUGUUCUCGCCUUGUAAAUUUUAAAUUAGCUGUACUUGCUAACACUCGAACCGAUUCGUUGAUUCGAUGCAUGCGUGAUUUGUGUAAUUGUUGGCAAAGUGUCGCGCAAGUUUUUUUUUAAUUGUUAAAGCCAUUCUUACGAAGCAGAUAACAUAAAGGACUUCGAUAACAUCUCAACUAUAACUAUAGUACGCGGAGAGCAAGAUUGUAAUUGUAUUACGUGUACAUCUCGAGGGUUAUGUAGUGAUCAGUGAUAUAAUAUAUUUACGUGUAAAUAAACGAAGUUAAGGCGCUAUGUCAA
This is a messenger RNA of Belonocnema kinseyi, 9384 nucleotides long. Its product is annotated as sortilin-related receptor-like. NCBI's taxonomy places the organism in Eukaryota, Metazoa, Arthropoda, Insecta, Hymenoptera, Cynipidae. Gene Ontology annotation, molecular function: protein binding. The transcript has 12 exons. Gene Ontology annotation, cellular component: membrane; Golgi apparatus. Gene Ontology annotation, biological process: post-Golgi vesicle-mediated transport. Bases 1 to 6513 code for a protein of 2170 amino acids. The record is from RefSeq and is a predicted model, not a curated record.